CUGUAUCUCUCCUUCGGUUUACACACAGCAGUAUAAAAGCAAACUUUUCUUGGGCUGUUGCUUCAGAUUAUCUUUUGCAAAACCGAGCAAAACCCAUGAAAGACAAAAGUGACUGAAAUACAGAGCGCUCUCAAGGACACGUCGCGUGCUCGACCGCUUUGAGGCUUGCUUCCUUCCAUUUUCAAUUCAAACGGCAGGAGUUACAUGUUCCUUGGGAACGAGAUGAACAUUGGGUCUCAACCACCGGUCAGCCUGUCGGCUUUAGGAUCUGUAGCAGCCGCUUACUUCAGCGCCGGGGCCGCCGCGGGCGCAGUAGGCAAUGCUCCAAGCCCACCGUCGAGGUUCACCAUCGACAACAUCCUCGCACCGAGGCCUUACGCGCUCCACCACCCGUCCACAAGGCACAGCCCGUAUUUUCCAGUGGCACCCCAUCCGCACUUCCCCAUGUUACCUCAUGAGUAUUAUUUGGCCUACGCUCCCUUCCCCGGCUACCCACAUCUCGACCUGAUUGCCCGCAAUCAGAAGCGGAAGCGACGCCACCGCACCAUCUUCACGGAAGAGCAACUGGAGCAGUUGGAAGCCACCUUCGAGAAGACACAUUACCCUGACGUCAUGCUGCGGGAGGAGCUCGCCAUGAAGGUGGAUCUCAAGGAGGAGAGAGUUGAGGUAUGGUUCAAGAACAGGAGGGCAAAAUGGCGCAAACAGAAACGCGAACAGCAAGAAGUGGCAAAACGUGCCGCCGCUAAUGCCGCUAGUAGGCUGACCGCGGUCGGUGAUGAUGCCACUGGUGGACGGCUGAAGAAAACCACCGACGAGAGCGAAGAGAACUCGGCCCCUGGAUUUGACGAGGAAGGCCUCUCCGAUGACGAACGGAACAACAAUAAUGACGCCCCGGGCUCUUCGCCUCCGCUCAAGCCGUCUGUCAGAGGCGGGGAGAUGUCCACGGGGGCCUUCUUGCCAUUCGGUGGGAUCGGACGUGAGCUCGACGCUACCACCAUGUACGCCCUGCCCACAGUGCAACUCCAAAAUGCUGACAAGGUGAAACCAAAAUAAGGCUAAAUGUGGCAAUUCUGGGCCUGUUUCUCUGAUGCAUGUUCUUCAGGCGAAGUACCACCGUAAUUUGCAUAACGGUAAAUUCAUAAUUGCAAUUUCUUGUUUACUUUAUAUGAAGCUACAAGCAAUUUUCGGUGUAUUAUGUCACGCGCGCGCUGAGCACAUUUUUAAUUUCACCAUAGCACCAGCUAUGUUAAAGAUGAUAUUAAAGACAAAUACUAUUGUGCUAGUUCUGCAUGCAGACGCGGAUAUACCCCGGAUUUUGUCCAAAGAGAGUUGGGAGUUGUGUAAAAAAAGUCAACUUCCGUCCAUACGAAAUGUUCCCCAAAAAAGUAUCACUUAUAUUCAUUUUGAUUACUUUAAAAAAAAGGAAAACCGAAGGUAAAAAUCAUUGCUGGGCUACCAUUUAACAUUCUCUGAAAUAGUUUUCUGGAACAUUAUUAUUUUAGAAUGGUGAAAUAUGCAAACACGACAAAACAACCAACCAACUAGGUCUUUACACUUCACCACAAAGUCUUCGGGGGGUAUGGUAGUUGUACGAGACGUGCGAAUGUUAAGCCUGAAGUAAACUGUAGUCCUGCGUUUUGCUGUCAUUUAUUUAUUUGUGCAUUUAUGUUCGACAAAGUACUUUUACUGUGAUGAUUAUCUCUUUCUUGGCAUUCGAUAAAUAAGAAUGCAUCCCAAUUGUAAAUAGCCUUCUCAUAUUGUAUAUUGCUGAAAUGUACAGAGCAUGUAUAUUAAAUUAUAUAUAAAAGGUACACAUUUUUAAAUAUUAUUUUUGGAUUAUUUGUCCGAGGUUCAGACGGUUGUCGGUUGAUACAAGCAGAGAGGCAUCAAAAUGAGUCAUUGUUGUCAUGCCAGAUAUCUUUUUUGUCUUUAAUCACAGGGAUUCAUUCCAAAGGAUUAUGUUUGCAUCCCCCACCCAAACAGAUUUGCAGAGGGUGAGAGGAGUAUAUUAUUACGGUACUGCAGAUUCGGACCCGUGAACACUGUCUAUGCAACCUUGAUUGGUACCUUGAGUCCCUAUCACUCCAUGUUUCACUGUAUACCGUGGCUUUUGAAAGGAAAAAUAUCAAACUUGAAUUUACUGUCAUUCUGGCUUAAUGUGAACAGUAUACAUGGUCAAUGAAAUUAGCAUUGAUACGGUGAAAGCACUGUGUUCUGACCUGACAUGCAGUAAACCUUAUACAUGCAAGAAUUUCCUCCGAUGCAAUGUGCAGUGUACAGGCCUUCGUUUUCUGUGGUAUAACUAUUAGUAUGCAUGGAGCUCUGAGCGCACCUACAUACGAUCGAGUAUUGCACUUGACAAUCAUAUGCAGAUAGUAGACAAACCAGAUUCAGUGAUAUUAAUAAGGAGUACAAAGUGCUGAAAUGAUCCUUGUUUACAUGUUUACAUAAAUAUUAUAUAAAAGAAUUUGGCUUUGCAGCUCGUAAUAAAACAUUUCCGCUUGAUACAAAAAGUAAGAUCGGAAUUUUCUUUUAUUUUGUCUUGAAGAGAAAACCUGACAAUAAACCGAAAUUCCGUAGACGGUUCUCUUGACAUAGUAGCCCUGCAAAUGGUUACACGUAGCCAAGUGUAUAGGCUGGCCCGUGGAUUACUCCCUGGAGUAGACAGUGGUGCUUACUUUUCACAGAUCUAAAUGUACUUUGAUGUCUGCCAAUUCCCCCCCACAACAACAAAAUCAGAAAAGAAACAAACAACAGGCAAAAGAUUAUCUUUUGAAACGGAGUGUAGGUGACUCAUGAUGCAUCGCUUCAAUCUUAAGAUGUCCCGUCAGCUUUAGCCAAGUCGCACACCGUGGACAUGGACCGUAUG
Acanthaster planci (crown-of-thorns starfish) is the source of this 2869-nucleotide messenger RNA. RefSeq lists its product as uncharacterized. NCBI's taxonomy places the organism in Eukaryota, Metazoa, Echinodermata, Asteroidea, Valvatida, Acanthasteridae. The record is from RefSeq and is a predicted model, not a curated record. Gene Ontology annotation, biological process: regulation of transcription by RNA polymerase II. Gene Ontology annotation, molecular function: RNA polymerase II transcription regulatory region sequence-specific DNA binding; DNA-binding transcription factor activity, RNA polymerase II-specific.